AGUGAAUACUGAAGACCAGAGAGGAGUAGUGCUGCUCAUGAUUCUUUUGGACAACGAAAUUCUUGCAAACGACCACGUCCCGCGUAUGUACUCACUACUCAGUGAGUGGACCCUCACUGCCUGGACUUGUUUAUCAGCUUUUUUUUGUGGUUACUAUUCUCACCAACCCAUGCUCAAAGAGACAAAGAGGCCGAGCCAAUUGCAUCACCACUUGCUCACAAAUUUUGCAGGUUAAGUCAGAACACGGGUAAUGGUGAUUUAUUUAUACAUAAUACCAGAAGAAAUUAAAGAAACAAGAAGGUUGGUUAGGGAAUUUGGGUGUGCUAGCUGGUCACCAGCGGUGAAUGCUUGAAAAGAAGAUGAAAUUUGGAGGGAUCCUUGGAUUCGACAAUGGCGUCAUGUUGGCACCAAUGGGCGCUGACAUCUCCGGGCCAGAGCUCGUCGCUGCUGUUGCCAAUGCCGGUGGCAUCGGACUUCUUGCCAGCCCUGUUAACGAUUACGAGAUGACGGUAAAAGCAAUUCAAGAAACGAAGAAGCUUACCGAUAAGCCCUUCGGAGCGGGAGUUCUGUUGGAAUUCGAUAACGCCAAGAGCAUCAGAGCAAUUAUCGAUGAGAAGUUGGCGUGUUUGGAAGUUUACUGGGGCGACUUCCCCAAGGAGAUGGUUGAUGAAGCUCAUAAACACGGUAUCAAGGUCAUACACCAGGUUGGAUCGGUGAAAGCAGCAGAGAGGGCGAUUGCAGCAGGGGUGGACUGCAUCGUUGCCCAAGGGGUAGAGGCCGGAGGCCACGUCGUUGGAUCGGUUGCUUUGAUGGCAUUACUACCCAGGAUUGUGGAUGUUGUUGGAGAUCGAGGUAUUCCAGUAGUUGCAGCCGGAUCCAUCAGUGAGGCUCGUGGUUAUGUUGCUGCCCUUGCUUUAGGUGCCAAGGGCAUCUGUGUUGGGACAAGGUUCAUAGCUACAAAGGAAGCCUAUGCAAACAAGUACUACAAGCAGCAGCUCCUCCACUACACAGAACAAGAAACUGAUCUUACAGAUUUAUACGGACGGCUUACAUGGAGGGCUAACGUCCGUUGCCUCAACACACCCUUCCAUCAGCAAUGGAGGAACGCGCCAGAUGAUGUCCAGAAUGACGAGAAUCAACCCAUCAUCGGAUACUCCAUCAUAUAUUCAAAGGAGGUUGUUUUACGCCGAUUUGCCGGACAAGUUGCGAACCGGACGACAUGUGGUGAGCUUGAGAACAUGGUGAUGUUAGCUGGACAAGGAGUUGGACUGGUGAAUGAUAUAAUUCCUGCAGGUGAAGUCGUUAAGAGAUAUGUCGAAGGUGCAAAAACCAUAAUCAAGGAGCUGGGUGAAACAUAUCUUAUAAAUUCCAGGAAAAAAGAAGAUGAAAAAGAAGAAGAUGAUGAAAAAGAAGAGGGCUGGACAUGGAUAAGAAAGUUGUGCCUCUAAUUAUUGAUCCUGUAUAAGAUUAUAGUAGGGCUUGAGGUAGUACACUUAAGGGGGUGUUCUUUUUUAGGAUUUUGAGAGGGGAGAAAGUUGGUCAAUGGGAUUUUGGUUCCUAUUGACC
This is a messenger RNA of Nelumbo nucifera (sacred lotus), 1566 nucleotides long. The record is from RefSeq and is a predicted model, not a curated record. Lineage: Eukaryota; Viridiplantae; Streptophyta; Magnoliopsida; Proteales; Nelumbonaceae.